UUUUCGAGCUGUGCGGCAGAUCUUCCGAUGCAUUGUAACAUCUUAUAAGAGCAUAAACUCUUUUUCACAAUGCUACAGCAUCUGUAAUGGCGCGUUGACCUUCGAAUGUGGGACUAAACAAUCGCCAGGAACCUAAAAACAGAGAUGUAGUCUGUACUGUGGUCUGUUGGCAGGCUCUGACGUCUCAUUAUGCUGCUCUAUCUGCUGCUGGCCUUACAAACUAAGGUCAAUGCCCAGACAGACCCAGCUCAAUGUCGAUAUCCUCUUGGUAUGGAGGAUGGGAGGAUCCAAAACGAUGACAUCACUGCCUCCAGCCAGUGGUAUGAAACCACUGGACCUCAAUAUGCAAGGUUGAACAGAGAGGAGGGAGAUGGUGCCUGGUGUCCUGCUGGUCAACUGCAGCCCUCAGAUGUUCAGUAUCUUCAACUCGACCUUCGUCAGCUCAUCUUCCUCACCGUGGUUGCUACGCAAGGUCGUUACGCACGGAAUUCCGGCAACGAGUAUGCACGCAAGUACCGCCUGGAGUACAGUCGUGACGGGCACCGCUGGAUACCCUGGAGAAAUCGUUUUGGCAGUGAGAUUAUAAUGGGAAAUGUAAACACGUACGACUCUGUGGUACGAGAUCUUCAUCCUCCCAUCAUCACUCGUUUCCUGCGUCUGAUCCCUGUCACUGAUGCUGUACACACGGUGUGUAUGAGAGUGGAGCUGUUCGGAUGUCUCUGGCAGGAUGGCCUGACAGCCUACAGCUCUCCGGAGGGUCAAACCAUGAUGGCUCCGGGAUAUCCCAAUAUGCCACUUAACGACUCCACGUACGACGGUGCCCUAAAACGCAGGAAGCUGUCCGGAGGGCUGGGUCAGCUGACGGAUGGCGUGAUUGGUCAGGAUGAUUUCAUACAGUGGAGGCAAUACAGACUGUGGCCCGGAAAUGACUAUGUGGGUUGGAGGAACGACAGUUUGGGACCUGGAUACGUGGAGAUGGAGUUUGAGUUCGACAGACAAAGAAACUUCACCUCAAUGAAGGUUCACAGUAAUAACAUGUUCUCUCGGGGUGUGAAGAUCUUUGCGUCCGUAUCCUGCGUGUUUAAAGUGCACCUCAUCUCUGAGUGGGAACCAGAGGCGGUGGAGUUUCACACCGUCGUGGACGACCGGAACCCGAGCGCUCGUUACGUGACGGUUCCAUUGAAGCACAGAUCAGCCACGGCUCUACGCUGCCGGUUCUACUUUGCUGACACUUGGAUGUUGUUCAGCGAGAUCUCGUUCCAGUCUGCCACCAAUGUGCUUCCUACCCAGAAGCCCCCAGUGUUUACCCCGCCCUCGUAUGAAGUUAACAGCAAACUAGAAAGUACUACACAAAAAAUAGACAUCAAGACGACACCAAAGACAGGCUCCCCUGAAGAGGGCAGUACAUCGAUUCUGAUUGGCUGUCUGGUGACUAUUAUUCUUUUAUUGGUGGUCAUCAUCAUCUUGAUUUUGUGGUGCCAAUACGUGUGUAAAGUCCUGGAGAAGGCUCCGAGACGUAUUUUGGAGGAGGAGGUAACAGUGCGUCUGUCUUCUAGCAGCGACACUAUAAUGCUGCAGACCCCUCCGGUUCCCCCCCGCGUGUCACUCGACCCUCCCUAUGAGAGGAUCUUCCUGCUGGAUCCCCAGUAUCAGGACCCCGCUGCGCUCAGAAACAAACUCCCAGAGCUGUCCCAAAGCGCAGAGUCUUCUGCCUGCGGUGGAGGGUACGCCGAGCCCGAUGUUACCCUGUGCACCCCCCAUCAGAGUUUUCAGAGCAGUGUGCCCCAUUACGCUGAAACAGACAUCAUAAGCCUUCAGGGGGUCACCGGGAGCAAUAUGUACGCCGUUCCGGCGCUCACUGUCGACUCCCUCACGCGGAAGGACAUUUCUGUGGCCGAGUUCCCUCGAGAGCGCCUGCUGUUUAGAGAGAAACUGGGAGAAGGCCAGUUCGGGGAGGUGCACUUGUGUGAGGCCGAGGGUUUGGCAGAAUUUUUGGGAGAAGGCGCCCCGUUACCCGAGCAGGAUGGCAGGCCGGCGCUGGUAGCAGUUAAACAGCUUAGAUCGGACGCCACCAGCAAUGCCAGGAAUGACUUCCUGAAGGAGAUCAAGAUCAUGUCACGUCUGAACAACCCCAACAUCAUUCAGCUGCUGUGCGUGUGCGUGAGUUCGGAUCCGCUGUGCAUGGUAACGGAGUACAUGGAGAACGGAGAUCUCAACAUGUUCCUGUCGCAGAGAGAGAUCGAGAGCACACUUACACAUGCCAACAACAUUCCGUCUGUCAGCAUAGCAGAUCUGUUGCACAUGUCGGUACAGAUCUCAUCUGGCAUGAAGUAUUUGGCUUCUCUGAACUUUGUGCAUCGUGAUCUUGCCACACGGAACUGUCUCCUGGACCGCCACCUCACCAUAAAGAUCUCUGACUUUGGCAUGAGCAGAAACCUGUACAGUAGCGAUUACUAUCGUAUACAAGGUCGUGCUGUACUGCCUAUACGCUGGAUGGCCUGGGAGAGCAUCCUGCUGGGUAAGUUCACAACAGCCAGCGACGUUUGGGCAUUCGGGGUAACUCUUUGGGAGAUCUUCACUCUCUGUAAGGAGCAGCCCUACAGUCUUCUGUCUGAUGAGCAGGUCAUUGAAAACACAGGAGAGUUCUUCCGAAACCAGGGAAGACAGAUUUGUCUCUCCGCGCCUCCGCUCUGUCCAUCAUUUCUGUUUGAGGUCAUGAUGCGUUGCUGGAGUCGAGACAUUGCCGACCGACCCUCCUUUCAAAGUUUGUACCAGACCCUGCGAACUUUUGCUCCCCCCUUAUGACUGACACCUGCUCUACACAAUCAACCUGGGGGUAAGCUGACGAUACGUCAGGAAUGGAUGCUCUUCCUGCAGACGGUCAGUGAAGUAGAGCGGGAACAUUAUAGCCACAAUGUAGCAUCAUCGGAGCGUUAGGUAUCCAGUGGAGAUCUGGAAAUUUACACUUCAUGAAAGGCAUUCACAUCUCCAUUGGGACUCAAAGAGCUUUUCCAAUCCAUAGACACUUGAGAUGUUUUUUUUUUACUUUUUAUUCUUGUCCAAUCCUUUUCUUCUUUUGAUCAUAAAUGUUCUCUUUGUUGUUGUUUUUUAUUUUACAAAAGAACAGUGACUCUUUAGCCUACUUUAUAAUCGAGGCAUAUAAAAGCAACUGGAUGAAUGUUGUGUUUGUCAGAACUGUGGUUGUGUAUUGUUAAGCACUGCUGUCUGCUGUCGUUUUCUAAUUUUUUUUUCGUUUUUGUCUUGUUUUUGUUCGUUAUUUACCCCCACACUGGAGAUAUUAUGUCUUAUUGUUCUGAGUAUGUGGAUAGUAUGAUAAGAAGUGUUGUUUUGCUUUCUGAAUAUGAAUGCUUCUACAGGUUCUUCGGAUAUAGCCGGGUUAGAGACUUUCCCUGCCUGGGUCUAGCAGAACUACUGUAAUAGUUACAUUAAAAACCCUUUCAAAGGAGAAAGGAGAGGGUUCUAGAGUCAACGGUGGACUGAUGUGCAGUUGAAUGCACUGUUUCCUAUUUCCCAAUUUAUAAUAAGCCAAUGUCCCGGGUUCAAUGCAUGUUCAAUGUGUGGUAUAAUAUAGAAAAUAAAUUGGAUUUAUCUCAAUGGAAUUAUGUGGAUUAGUGGUGGGUAGUAUGUUAAAAAACCAAGCUGAAAAUAAAUAAAUCGUUAAUUAAAUGACAAAGGCAUAACAUAAUUGCUUAAAAUUAAGUUAAAGGUGUAGUUCACCCAAAAAUGAAAAUUCUGUCAUACUUUACUCACCCUCAGAUUGUUCCAAACCUGUAUAAAUGUCUUUGUUCUUCUAAACACCAAGGAAGAUAUUUGUAAUUCAAUUUUAUUUAUAUAGCGCUUUUCACAAUGCGCAUUGUUCCAAAGCAGCUUUACAGGAGAAAAUAAAAAAAUAUAUUAAAAAAAUCAUUUCAGAGAUCUGCUCGGUUACUGAAUAUCUUACAAAUAUCUUCCUUUAGCAGAACAAAGAAAUGUAUACAGGUUUGGAACAAUCUGAGGGUGAGCAAAUGUAAAGAAUUUUUGGGUGAACUAUUGCUUUAACAUGAAAACAAAAAAAGCAACAACUAAAAAGAUAUGAACAUUUUAACAUUAUUUACAAAAAUACAAAAGUUACUGUUACACUGUUUAUUUGUGCCUUUUUUAAAGGGACUUUAUGGUUAACAUUGUGCCACAGUGUCUGUAGAGUUUGACUUGUAUUGAACCCUGAAAGUACAUUGAAAGAGAUCCAGUUAUAUUUUUGAUCUCUAUAGAAGGCACAUGAAUUUGGGGAUGAUGUCUGCAAAAUUAAAAUUACUCUAAGCACAUUUUCUCUAUAUUUUUACCCACUUUUAUGUUGUAUAAAACUUGUAUGUCUUGUAACAAAUGUUUGUGAAAGAGUGUUGCACCAAGAAAUCGCUCUUAUUUGACGUCUUGUCAAGUCUUAAAAUGGUUUGAUGGACUAAUGUAUAACUAUAAUCUAAUAUUUCUUACAAGCAUUCCUUUCCGUAGAUUGUUUACCGUAUUUUAGAAAUGGUCUUAAAUGUUUUAUUAUUUGGCUGUUGAAAGGUUCAUUGCUGGAUGUCUGAUGAAUAGGUUCAUUAAGGCCAACCACUAAAACUCUUAAGUCUCCCAGAAACCUUUGCUGCAGUGAGCCUAAGGCAAUUUCUGUUAAGACUGAUCAGAGUUUGCUUUUCACACAUAUACAGAGACCAAGAAUGCAUGAACGCGUGAAUGAACAAUACCGUGCGUGGUUUCAUGAGUGUUUUUAUAAGUUAGCAUUCUGUUACAAUCCUUUAAACCUUAUAUCUAUCCGUGUGUCCUUUAUGUACGUUGCAUAAACAGAGUAGAUACUGUAUAGUAAUAUAUUGGGGACUGAGAAAGACUUGUUCACUUUGAGCUUGCGUUGUCAUUCUUGUUUUCCAUAUUAAAAUUGAUUUUGACGUAA
This is a messenger RNA of Triplophysa rosa, 4942 nucleotides long. It is a transcript of the gene ddr2l, whose product is annotated as discoidin domain receptor family, member 2, like. Gene Ontology annotation, molecular function: ATP binding; protein tyrosine kinase collagen receptor activity; collagen binding. NCBI's taxonomy places the organism in Eukaryota, Metazoa, Chordata, Actinopteri, Cypriniformes, Nemacheilidae. Gene Ontology annotation, cellular component: signaling receptor complex; membrane. Gene Ontology annotation, biological process: multicellular organism development; protein phosphorylation; positive regulation of kinase activity. The record is from RefSeq and is a predicted model, not a curated record. The transcript has 17 exons. The coding region runs from base 190 to 2805 and encodes 871 amino acids.